Molecule: messenger RNA, 1115 nt
Organism: Culex quinquefasciatus (southern house mosquito)
Lineage: Eukaryota; Metazoa; Arthropoda; Insecta; Diptera; Culicidae
Exons: 2
Coding region: 237-1115 (292 amino acids)
Source: RefSeq, a predicted model, not a curated record
ACGUGGAUAAUGUAGACUGGGUUCCGACGAUCGAUUUAGAAUUGACGCGCAAGGACGAACUUCCCGACGAUGAUUCUUCCGACAGCUUGGACGAGCCUGUUCCCGCCUCCAACGGUUCGACUGCCAGGCUGCAACCGGAUGGUUCUGUUGCACGAACAACCGGUCACCGGCCUUCAACAAACGGAGCGGUUAAUUCAACUCACGACCGUUCACGAUCCAUAAGCGAACACUCCGACAUGUCUACAAGGGCCGGAUCCGGAAACAUGGAGUGCGGAGCCGAUAAUUCGACCCACGGCCGUUCACGUUCGAUCAGUGAACGCUCCGACAUGUCCUCCAAGGCCGGUCCCGAAGACAUGGAUACUGGAACCGAUCAUUCGUCCCACAGCCGUUCACGGUCGAUCAGCGAACGCUCCGAUAUUUCCUCCAGGGCAGGAUCCGGAAACAUGGAGUCCGGAGCGGAUAAUUCGAACCACGUCCGUUCACGGUCGAUCAGCGAACGCUCCGACAUGUCCUACAAGGCUGGUUCCGAAGACAUGGAUACUGGAACCGAUCAUUCGUCCCACAGCCGUUCACGAUCGAUCAGCGAACGCUCCGACAUGUCUUCACGGGCCGGAUCCGGAAACAUGGAGUACGGAGCCGAUAAUUCAACCCAUGGCCGGUCGCGGUCCAACAGCGAACGCUCUGACUUUUCCUCCAGGGCCGGUUCUGAUCACAAUUUUUCCUCUUGCGAUGAAAUGGAUUCUGAUGACAUCAGGGCUGAUUUGAAUAUGGAUCGUUCUGAUUUGCCAGAAAAUUCCACCUCGUUACCUACAGACCAGCAACAGUCAAACCCAUCUAUAUUGGCAUCCAAACAACAAGAAGAUGAGGCUGUUGCAUCAUCUUCGCGUAAGGGAAAUUGCAACGUACAGGAAGGAGGUGUCUGCUAUCCCGCAAAAACUUUCCAGCAGUACUAUGAUGAAAUUAUUCGUUUGCAAAAAAAAAACGAUGAGUUGGAGGCUGAGGUCCAAAAAUGCAGAAGAGGUCUGAAGUUUGUCGAAGACGACCGAAAAUGUUUAUUCUAUACCGGGAUUAGCAGUUAUGAAACCUUUUUAAACUAUUUAAAUUUUGGAACCUAG